Molecule: messenger RNA, 2187 nt
Organism: Cheilinus undulatus (humphead wrasse)
Lineage: Eukaryota; Metazoa; Chordata; Actinopteri; Labriformes; Labridae
Gene: mepceb
Product: methylphosphate capping enzyme b
Exons: 7
Coding region: 409-2187 (592 amino acids)
Biological process (GO): snRNA modification; rRNA modification
Molecular function (GO): rRNA (adenine-N6,N6-)-dimethyltransferase activity; O-methyltransferase activity; snRNA binding
Source: RefSeq, a predicted model, not a curated record
GCUGCGGUUUGGGACACGAUGUGAAGACUCCAACAGCUAACAGUUAGCCGCGGCGAAGAGGCUAACAGUUAAUACACGCCUGCUCCGCGCGCUCACGGACCCUGACACGCGCACGGAGAGUUCGGUGCGGGCUCGUUUCCACGCACGACGCGGGUCCUGGGGGUUUUUAGCGGGUUGUUUUUCUUCAGGGGGGCGGGUGUUAGCGACUUCCUGCAUGUUAGCAUUAGAAGCUAAGUGUUUACCAGUCUACGGCUCGGUUGGUGAAUUAUUCAUGACUCUGCCCGCUGAUUGGUGGAUACAGGGCGAGGGCGGAGCUAGAGAGCGUGUACUAUAAGGAGACCCCAGAAGAAAACAGCAGGCCUGAUAGAGGAUCUCUCUCUGAUUGGCUGAGGAGUCUGCUCAUAGAGGAUGAUCAGGAUGUCAUUGGACAACGAGACUGCCCUCCCUCAUGAGGUUAGCCCCGCCUUUCCUGCCACCGGCAGCCUAUCAGAGCAGCGAAAAAUGGCCCACCCCCUCCGUCCCAAAAAUGGCCUUCAUCCGCCCGGCAACAGCCAGCUCGCCAUCACCACCUCUGCUCCCCCUGUUCAGCGAAUAGCAAAGAGGAGAUUCUCCAUGGGCGUCAACUUCAAGGGGAUGGCCAAGAGGCGUCGCCGUGCCAACAGCGACAGCCAAUCAGAGCCUGUUCUGCCAAGUCAUUUCCUGUUAGGAGGAAAUAUAUUUGACCCGUUGAACCUGAACUCGCUCCUGGACGAAGAUGUCAACAAGGCCACCAAUCAGGAGACGCCUAAGUGCUCGCCCCUGCCUCUGCGGGGAGAAGACCCCGUAGAGAUCCUUGUUCCCCGUGACAUCACCGACCCCCUGAACCUGAAGGGAGGCGGCGCAGACGGGAAGGAGGGGGGCGGAGUCCUGCUGUCCCCGCUGAAGAUGAGGAAGAGACACAGGAACAGACACCACGGCGGGGGAGGAGAGAGGGAGGCGGUACCCGGUCGACUGUUUCCGACGGUUACUGGGCUGACAGUUCCUCUGCUGACCACAGAGGGCAGUGUUCCUCCCUCCCCUCUCCCCUGUGAACUCAACACUGCCAUCACCUGUCGGGAUGAUGUAGCCCCGCCCCCUAUCCUCCCCAGGAGGCACACCCACCCUCCACCUGGCCAGGCCAGUAAACAUGGUAACCAUGGCGACAACCGCCAGCGCAGACGGCGCCGUACGACUUCAGCAAGGUCAGGAGACUGUUCGGCUGAUGCUGUUACCAUGGUACCCACAGCUCGGCCAACAAAAUUUCAGACUCCUCUGGUGGGAGGGGCUAAAGUUGGCAGGUGUGCUGGUCUACAGCCGGGCUCUCAUCCACCACAGCAGAAGGACAAACACCGCUACCAACACGGCAACCACAGCUGCUACUAUGGCUACCACGGUUUCUAUGGCGACGGGUGGGAGGGGCGAGUCGGGGAAGAAGAGGAUCCCAGGCUCCGCCUCCUAGAAGCUGAUUGGUUCAGAGACAGAACAGUGCUGGAUGUGGGCUGUGGCGCCGGUCACAUGACCCUCGCCAUCGCCCGUAGAUUUAACCCCACACAUAUCCUGGGGGUGGAGCUAGAUGAGCGAUUGGUCCAUGCCGCCAGACAGAAUGUGAGGCACUUCCUGUCACAUGACCUGGUGGUGGGGGAGAGGAGAAAAGAGGGGGUUGGGGCAAAGAAACCCCUCCCCCUCUCCUUCAGGGUGAGUCGGGGUCCUCUCUCUGCCCCGCCCCUCUUCCCCCCUUCCUCCCCCUCCUCCUCCUCCUCCAGGUUCCCUGAUAACAUCACCUUCAUCCAGGGUAACUAUGUGUCAGAGAAGGAGGUGUGGCCUGGAAGGGGCCAGUAUGAUGUCAUCAUGUGUCUGGGUGUGACCAAGUGGAUGCAGCUGCAGUCAGGUGACGAGGGCGUGGUCACACUGUUCAAACGAGCCUAUCAGAGCUUGUUGCCAGGCGGAUUAUUCAUCCUGGAACCACAACCAUGGAGCAGCUACCGCCGCAGCAAAAGAGCCUCGCACUUCCGGAGGUCACAGGUCAACAAGAGUGCUACUGUUGGAAAGGCCGUACCCCUUAAUGUGUGGGUAGAGCCUAAUGCCCUCUUGAUGCCCCGCUCUGUUGGAGGGUUACGGCCCAAAAUAAACUUGCCCCAGGUGGUUUUCAUCCUGUAUCCUAACCCCUAA